Stylophora pistillata is the source of this 1869-nucleotide messenger RNA. Its product is annotated as QRFP-like peptide receptor. Gene Ontology annotation, cellular component: plasma membrane. The record is from RefSeq and is a predicted model, not a curated record. Gene Ontology annotation, molecular function: G protein-coupled receptor activity. Gene Ontology annotation, biological process: G protein-coupled receptor signaling pathway. Lineage: Eukaryota; Metazoa; Cnidaria; Anthozoa; Scleractinia; Pocilloporidae.
UUAGGUUAGCUUGAAAAGACGAGUGGAGUGUUACACUGUUGCAGACGAUAAUUUGAACACACUAGUGCCUUCGAAUUUUGUUUGUUUUACUACUCAUUAGUAGGUCUACCAAACUGAUACUGAACUACUGCGAAACACUAUGGCGGCCAUCGAAAAUACCUCGCUGAAUCUCUCCGAAUUUGGUUUAAGCAACGAGACGUCCUCUCCUAAACAGUGCCUUGUUGGAAUGAGUAAGGUCUCCAUUGCAGUAUAUGUUUUCACCAUUUUAGCAUCUCUUAUAGCAAACUCUCUUCUCAUCUCGUUAUGUGUAAGGAAAAAAGAAACUUGGCUGCUCUACGUUAUCAACAUGGCUGUAUCCGACCUGCUCGUGGCAAUCUUUUUACUUCCACGUUUCAUUGUAAAUGAAAUCGCCAGGUCCAAUGAUUUCCUAGUUCACGGACCUGGAGGCACAUUUUUGUGCAAAAUGUGUAGUUUUCUGAGUGAUAUAUCCCUGUCAGUGUCAACCCUUACCUUGGUAAUGAUCGCCGUUGAGCGCUUCGUGGCAGUGGUUCAUCCCCUUCUGCACAUAAGAAUCUCAAACUCCCGCAAAAGACGCCGUCUUUUAAUAGCUUUGACUUGGCUCCUGGCUGCAGGAUUUCACUUGCCAUAUUUUUACACCUUUAAACUGGUGAGAGUAGCUGUUGGUAAGGGCGAUUACAUCCAAGUAUGUUACUCAACCUGGGAACCAGCUUUCGAUGACAACACGGGACACGUUCACUACAGCAUCUUUUUAUUUACGGCCGUGUUAAUCCUGCCGCUACUGGUGAUAUCUGUUUUGUACAUUGCUGUCGCUUUGCGCAUUUACAUUAACAGCAUGAGGAAAUUUCGGUUAGGAAGAGUUUCAAGAAAGAGACAAGAAUCCGCCCAGAAUUUACUCUGGAUGGCCGUCGCUACCGUUGCAGCCUUUUUAAUAUGUUGGACGAUGUAUAUUAUCAUUGCCUUCAUCAACCUUUUUUCACCAUCGGUGAUGCUAACGUGUAACAAGAGUUAUAUGAUAGCGUCUUACAUAGCAAACCUAUUGGCAAGUUGCUACUGUGCAGUUAACCCAUGGCUCUGUUUCAUAUUCAUUCCAGGAUUUUCUCGCGUAUUGAGAGCUAUGAUACAAAACCGAAAAUUCAUAGUGUCCGACGCAAGGAGUGGAAACAGAUCGAGUUCGCAGGGAUCAAAUAAAAGCAACGUUACUAUGCUUCCUUUAGAAAGUUCUAUGAAGCAAGAAGUUAGAGAAAGAUCUGAACCGUGAAGUAAAAUGCAGCUCUGACCAAAAGCAGUAAGUAGUGGAUGGUGAAGUAUAUCUUACUUUUUAUGACGCUGGAGCUGUGAUGAUUUAAAAAGAAUGGAAAACUCUUCAAUUUUCGCUUUCGUUGUUGGGUUUUGUUUUGUUUUUACAAGGGUAAACGUAUCUCCUUUUUGAUCACUGGAUCUGUUCGUUCCAGCCAUUGUUCUAAGUAUUUUUACCGUGUACGUACAAAUUUUAAGAUCAUAUUAUUGGAACAUUCAAGAGUUGUAAGACCAGAGUCCUUGAAGGAAAUAUCAAGACUUAAAUUAAGAAAUACAUGUUGGCAUUUUUAGCUUAUGAGACUUUGUUUAACUGACGGUAAUGACCAUAGAUUUCUUCGAACUUUAUUGUUUAAAAACUGUUCGCAUCUCAGAAUAGGUAAUAUUUGAAUACAAAUUUCAAGUAUGGCACAAGCUAGUAAAAAAUCGGAUGAUGUUAUCUAAUGUUAUAGCACUUGAACAAGUGUAUCUUGUAUUGGCCCUUCUCUUGCUAAAAUAACGCGCGUAAGACCUGACGAUUUUUUUUCUUUCUCAUCCUGUUUUGUAGACAUUUGC